Molecule: messenger RNA, 1760 nt
Organism: Cajanus cajan (pigeon pea)
Lineage: Eukaryota; Viridiplantae; Streptophyta; Magnoliopsida; Fabales; Fabaceae
Gene: NUDX19
Product: nudix hydrolase homolog 19
Biological process (GO): NAD+ catabolic process; NADP+ catabolic process
Cellular component (GO): cytosol; peroxisome
Molecular function (GO): metal ion binding; NADH pyrophosphatase activity
Source: RefSeq, a predicted model, not a curated record
UUUUCGUUGUUUGAAUGUAGCCAAGUCAUAAGUGGGACCAGAAAUUGGCCAAGUGAGACGUGUCAUUACCAUUGACAAUCUUCACCACCUACCUUUGUUAGUCUCUUCUUUGACCCUUCACCAUGGAACCAGACGUUGAAGAAAAUAAUCACCGCAAUUGUUAAAUACAUUCUAUAUUUUUAAUACAAUUCAACAUAAUUCACUCAACUUUAAUAAAAUCCUCUCACAAAUUUAAAGCAGGAUUUCUUUUUCUUUUUUUUCAACGCAGUCACCAUGUCUAUAAACUUAGAGUUUCAUGCUUUCGCCGGCAAUCCUCAAAGCUCCAAAUUCUCAUUUUCCGGUGACACCCUUUCACCUUCUGCAGCUCUCAAAACACUCAAUGCGCGAAUUACUCUAAACAAUGCUGAUUCUUCUCCUUCCCCCAGUUUCAAGGUGCUGGCUUUCAGAAACGGGAGGCCCUUGGCUUCUUCUGCCGCCGGCUCCGGCGACUCGCCGCCGAUUUGGCGUCUGGGUUGGCUCGGCUUGGACGAUCUCAGGGGUAUUUUGGACAAUUCUAGGUCUGGUGCCGAGUUGAGUGUGGACUCGUUGGUGUAUCUGAGUUCGAGUGCAGAAAACGACGCCGUUUACUGGGCUAUCGAUGUUUCCGAUGAGGCACCUGAAUUGGGUUACAAAGACAUGGGGUUGUGUUUCGUGGAGCUUCGAACCCUCAUGGUGGCUACCGACUGGUCGGAUUCGCAAGCAAUGGGGAACUUGGCUAUUGCUGGUCAAGCUAAGGCACUGCUAGAAUGGCAUAAUGUUUCACGAUUUUGUGGACGUUGUGGAGAGAAAACAGUCCUAAUGGAAGGUGGGAGACGGAAACAAUGUUCAAAUGAUUCAUGCAAACAGAGGAUAUAUCCACGUGUUGACCCGGUGGUCAUCAUGCUCGUAAUUGAUAGAGAGAAUGACCGUGCUCUUUUGGCUAAACGAUCAAUGCCUAUGCCUCGAUUGUAUACCUGCUUAUCAGGUUUCAUGGAGCCGGGAGAAAGCUUGGAGGAAGCUGUGAGAAGAGAAACAUGGGAAGAGACUGGUAUUGAAGUGGGAGACAUUGUAUAUCAUAGUUCUCAGCCGUGGCCUGUUGUACCAAAUGGCAUUCCAUGCCAGCUGAUGGUUGGGUUCUUUGCAUAUGCAAAAUCCCUAGAAAUAACUUUGGACAAGAAAGAGUUAGAAGAUGCUCAGUGGUACAGUAGAGAAGAUGUAAGAAAAACAUUGACGUUUGCCAAAUACAAGCAAGCCCAAAGAAAUGCAGCAGCAAAAGUGGAGCAAAUGUGUGAGGGACUAGGAAAGAAUCCAAGCUUUGCUUCAGAUCUCAACGUGGAAAGUGCUGACGAACAUGCUCCAAUAGUUGUUCCUGGACCCUUUGCAAUAGCCCAUCACCUUAUUUAUUCUUGGGCCUUCUCAGAUCAUAAUGUAGUAAAUGGUGUUGAAUGCAAUUCAAAAUAACCUAUCGGUUCUACAACAAAUUUGAAGGGGUGGCUGAAAUUCUCUUCAAUGAAGCUUUGGAAAUAAAAUUUAUGUUAUCAGUGUUGUAUAUCUUUUUAUCUCCAAUAAUAUAGAAGGGAUCUAAGCCGGUGAUGGGAUUUUCCCAUCAAAUUUGUUUUAGUGAUUCUAUAGUCCUGGAAUUGAAGAGCUCAACUUUUGAUUUUGCAUUAUUCGUUCAUGUACAAUUCAUAUUCUUUAUUAUGAAUGAACUUAUUAAUAUUUUACAAGAUUAUCUGCUUUCU